Molecule: messenger RNA, 159 nt
Organism: Linderina pennispora
Lineage: Eukaryota; Fungi; Kickxellomycota; Kickxellomycetes; Kickxellales; Kickxellaceae
Exons: 1
Biological process (GO): regulation of DNA-templated transcription
Molecular function (GO): RNA polymerase II cis-regulatory region sequence-specific DNA binding; DNA-binding transcription factor activity, RNA polymerase II-specific
Source: RefSeq, a predicted model, not a curated record
UUCAAGUGCCCGACAUGCGAGCAGUCAUUCUCCAGAAACCAUGACCUGAAGCGGCACGUCAAAAUCCACUCUGGAAUCAAGCCGCACCGGUGUCCAAAAUGCGGCAAGAGCUUUGGCAGAUCCGAUGCCCUGAAGCGCCAUUCAAUGGUUAAGCGGUGC